GACAUUGACAAGAAAGAAAGGAUAAAGAUCUCUCUCCCCGCGUUGCCUCUCUGUCUCAACCCCCACAAAAGCAAAAGCAAAACCAAACCUCUACGUAUUUAGAGGACCAAAAACUCAGUCCCUAGCUGUGGAGAGAAAAGCGAGAGAGAAGAGAAGAGAAGGACAAAUAGAGAGUGAGAGAAAACCGAAGAGGCACAUGUGCGUCCUCCUGGUUACUUUAUUCGUCUGGAGAAUACUAGAACGGAAGACGAUCUAUAUUUGAGUAAGAGAGUCAGGAUGCGUAGGUGGCUCUGUUGUACUUGUCAAGUAGACGAGUCUUACCCCUCAAAUGAAAACGAGCACCUGAAAAGCCCUGGGAAUCAUGUAGAUGGUGGGCACCAAAAAGGCUCUAAGGUGGCAGCUCCUGUCAAACCUGAAGUGCAAAAGCCAGCACAACCCAUUGAAGUGCCUGCACUGUCUGUGGAUGAACUGAAAGAAAAGACUGAUAAUUUCGGAUCGAAGGCCUUGAUUGGUGAAGGAUCAUAUGGGAGAGUCUAUUAUGCGAACUUAAGUAACGGGAAAGCUGUGGCAGUGAAAAAGCUUGAUGUUUCAUCAGAACCCGAGUCAAAUCCCGAGUUUUUGGCACAGGUUUCCAUGGUUUCUAGAUUGAAGCACGAAAAUCUUGUUGAGUUGCUUGGUUACUGUGUGGAGGGAAAUCUCCGUGUGCUUGCGUACGAGUUUGCAACCAUGGGAUCGUUACAUGACAUAUUGCAUGGUAGGAAGGGAGUUCAAGGGGCACAACCAGGUCCAACGCUUGACUGGAUGCAACGGGUUAGAAUUGCGGUUGAUGCAGCAAGGGGAUUGGAAUAUCUACAUGAGAAGGUUCAACCUUCUAUAAUACACAGAGAUAUCAGAUCCAGCAAUGUGCUUCUCUUUGAAGACUUCAAAGCCAAGAUUGCGGAUUUUAACCUUUCAAAUCAGGCUCCGGACAUGGCUGCUCGCCUCCAUUCUACUAGAGUUUUGGGAACCUUUGGUUAUCAUGCUCCAGAGUAUGCAAUGACUGGACAGUUGACUCAGAAGAGUGAUGUGUACAGCUUUGGGGUUGUUCUUCUGGAGCUUCUGACUGGGAGGAAGCCUGUUGAUCAUACCAUGCCUCGUGGCCAACAGAGUCUUGUGACUUGGGCUACUCCAAGGUUGAGUGAAGACAAAGUUAAACAGUGUGUGGAUCCAAAACUGAAGGGAGAAUAUCCUCCUAAAGGAGUUGCUAAGCUGGCAGCUGUGGCAGCAUUGUGUGUGCAGUACGAGGCUGAGUUCCGGCCAAAUAUGAGCAUUGUUGUCAAGGCUCUCCAACCACUUCUGAAGCCUCCUACCCCAGCUCCAGAGACUUGAGCAAAUAAACAGAGUUUUUUUGGUGUUGGAUUUUCUGCCUCUGCACAGUUCAGUUUCAUUUGUCUGCGGAUUUCAUCAAAUAUUAUAUAUAUUAUUUAAAUUUUUUUAUAUAUGAGAUUGAAUGUUUAGGACUGGGUUCAUGAUCUUGCCUACUUCUGUCUGUUGCUGGUACUGCACUGGGUGCUAUAAUCUGUGGAGUCAUAAAUUGAAUACGGGAUGGGCUGCUUUGCUUGUUCAUGUUUCUGGUAAAUGGGCUUUUCUUGUAUGUAUCGUUUUCUCCUGUUUAGUACUCUGGUUGAGUUCAGGCUUGACUCACAGUGGAAUUAUAUGUGUUCAGUUUUGGCA
Alnus glutinosa is the source of this 1713-nucleotide messenger RNA. Its product is annotated as PTI1-like tyrosine-protein kinase 3. Bases 277 to 1368 code for a protein of 363 amino acids. The record is from RefSeq and is a predicted model, not a curated record. Lineage: Eukaryota; Viridiplantae; Streptophyta; Magnoliopsida; Fagales; Betulaceae. Gene Ontology annotation, molecular function: ATP binding; protein tyrosine kinase activity. The transcript has 8 exons. Gene Ontology annotation, biological process: protein phosphorylation.